CGUCGUCCCCCUUCUUCAAUAUACUCAAUUGCCUCCAUCACCUAUUCAUACCUCCAUCAUCACCAUCGCCGAUUCACAAUGUCAUCGCCUCCGCCGCCAUACACCCCUACCCUUUCUUCCUGAAUCCACUUCAAUCGCUGCUUCCACUGCCGAAUCACAACGCAAUCGCCACUGCUGCCAUGCAUUUCCACUCAUCACAGACUCGCCGCUGCCGCCAUGCACCCCAUCUAUCUUAGACUUGUCGCCGCUUGCUCAUCGCCAAUCUCCCUUCCACCGCCCACCCCUUUCUUCAAUUGAUUAUUAGAAUUGUCACUGCUGCCACUUAAUCGCAACACCAUCGCCGUCGUCAUGCACCCCCACUCCUCUCAGAUUCAUCGUUCCACCGAUGUGUAGCCAUCCCACCUUCAUCUCCCUCCUCUAAAGCCUGAUUUCAAAAUGUGGGCGAAAAUGGUAGAGAGUGGUGAUGUCGUUGGUGACGGUGAAAAAUCAACAACAGUAAUGGUGGAUUUUGACAGUAGUGGCACAACGGCGAUGAAGUAGGGCUUGGCGGUGGCAGAGAUUCAAGUGAUAUGGCAAGGACAUGGCGGCGGCAGCGAUUGGGGCGCAACGCCGACAGAAGUAGUGGACAUCAGCGUCGGCAAGAAGUUUGGGGUGUAGCACUGUUGAUGAAUUGUUUUCUUUUUGCUUUGGAACUAUGGAAGAUGAGCAAAAGAAGCGGCAUAUGGGGAUUGAGCUGUGCGAGAAAUGAAUUGCCCUUGCAAGACGAUUUGAUAGAGGUUAAGCCACCGUAUAUACUGGUGAAGUUGCAUGCUAGACGUCAGAUUUUAUGUAACGGGACCCCAAAGGAGCAAGGAUUAGUCAGUUGGAGCGAUGGUUCUAUCGACGUCACAUGGGAACCCUUGGCUACUAUCCAACAAUCUUUUCCGCAUUUACACCUUGAGAACAAGGUGAAUUCGGAAGGCAGAGAGAGUGAUAUAACUGCGAGUACGCAAGGCGAGACGCAUCAGGAGAAUCAGGAGCACAGCACAGCAGUUGAGCACGCGUAGGAGUACCAGUGCGAGGAGGGCACUGAAUUGGCAACAAGAGUUUGUGAUGAAUUAGAACUAUAUUAUUAUUAAUAUUUAAUUAAUGUAAUGUUUAUAUAAGUGAGCGCAAUUAUGAGCUCCUUCGAAGAUUUCUUUACGGUUCUUUACAUCGAUGUCGUUUUUGAACCGUCGGGAUUGAAAAUCUAGUUGAACCCUUAAGAAUAAUUAAGCAAUAAAAUAUCUCACAACCG
Messenger RNA from Cuscuta campestris, 1276 nucleotides. The record is from the annotation of a GenBank genome assembly. Lineage: Eukaryota; Viridiplantae; Streptophyta; Magnoliopsida; Solanales; Convolvulaceae.